This is a messenger RNA of Xenopus laevis (African clawed frog), 2563 nucleotides long. RefSeq names its product interferon alpha/beta receptor 1-like (gene ifnar1.L). The transcript is spliced from 11 exons. The record is from RefSeq and is a predicted model, not a curated record. The coding region runs from base 128 to 1789 and encodes 553 amino acids. Lineage: Eukaryota; Metazoa; Chordata; Amphibia; Anura; Pipidae.
AUCCAAUAAGCGCCUGGUUGAGUAAGCAAGUGGGAGGAGGCGGGCUUGAGACACGCCUCCGCUGUUAUUGGUCAGUGUGUGGCCUCACACAGAGAGGCAGAAAUGCGGUGAGACUUGUAGUGCAGAGAUGUCCGCGGAGCCUGGCCUGUUACUCCUGUCACAAUUAUAUUUCCUGCUGCUCUUGCCGCCCUGUACCGGAGCAUUGGGAUCAGGUCUAACUUACCCGGAGCCGCCUUUCAACGUAAAAGUCCAUAAGUUCCCUGACAGAUAUUCUGUUGCGUGGGACUGGAAUAGUGGCAAUAGAGAGGAUGCUAAGAAUGUGACAUUUUCUGUGUUUGUCCACAAAUUAAAAAACAAAGCCUUUUCCAAGUUUUGGAGCAGUGUCCCCGGAUGCCUUCACAUUCUUCAUCAGAACUGUAGCAUUGACCCAGCGCUCGUAGAUACUGACAAGGAUUACAAAGUGCAAGUCCGAGCCGAAAUAUCACAAAUUAAUUCUGCAUCCUCAGAUCCCGUUAUAUUUUCUCCAAAGGUAGCAGGAGAAAUCCCUCCUAUCGCUGUGCGUGUGGAACACAUUGAUGGGGGCAUCAGAAUAGAAGCUACCCUCCCUAAAACAAAGGGAGAUUGGUAUGAUGCUACGUUGUACUAUACCUUGUUGCUCUGGACAAACGGCUCUAUAGAGGAGAGAAAAUUUAUGCAUCCCAAAUUUGAUCUUUAUGACCUCACUCCUGGCGAAAACUACUGUUUCAAAGUAUAUGUGUUUGACUUCGUAACAGAGACGAGAGGCAAAUUUAGUCCUGAGAAGUGUUUUAAAGUGGAAGCACUAGGAUUGGAUGGCCGGCCGUAUGCAGAGAACUUAACAAUCGAAGCUCUAAACACAAACUUCACGUUAAAAUGGGACUGGGAUUAUUCGCUGCAUCCAAACGUGACGUUCUCUGUAGAAAUGCUGUCAGAAAUAAUACAGCAAGACAGCUGGAAGCAAGUGGGUGGAUGUGAAAAUAUUAGCAUCCUCCACUGUGAUGUUUCUCGUAUAUACAUUUACGGAAAAUAUAAUUUCCGUGUAGCCGCAUCAUUCGAUAACAAGAAUAGAACUCUCUCCAGAGCUCAGCAGUUUGAUCCCCUCGAGGACACUGUGAUAGGCCCCCCUUCAGAUGUGAGAGCAGAGCUAUAUGGCACAGUGCUGCAGGUCAGAGUGAUGGAACACGAAGCUCUUCACAAUUUAAAGAAUGCAUGUAACUGGGCAUACAAUCUGACAUACUGGAAGGACAGUGUAUCUGACAGAGAGGAGAAAUCACUAAAGGACAGCAUGGGGAGUUUUGAAAUAGAAGUGGAACCAUCAACCAAGUAUUGCAUGAGAGUUUGUGUUGUUUGCCCAAACAAUAAAAGAAGAAGCCUUUUUAGUAAGGAGCAGUGCAUCACCACUGACACUGAUACUGGGCCAGUUUGGAGUGUGGGGAUUAUCGGGGGCCUCGUAGGCGUAGUCGUUACAUCGGUGGUUGUUUAUCUCUGUGCCUGUCCUUUAAAACGAUACAUCAAGAAUAUAUUAUACCCCACCGGGAAACUUCCAUCAAUCAUCGAAAAUGGGUUCCUUGAUUCACGUGUCAAAAUUCCAUAUGUGUUACAAGAAGAAGAGGCUACAGACCUGUGCUAUAUAACUUGGAACAGUGGGCUUGAUGAAGAAAGUGAGCAAAAUACUAAAUAUUUGUUGAAAGAAAACAACACAGACUCUGGUAAUUACUCGAACGAAGAAGAAGCUACAGGGGAGAGUGGCCUCUCUAUACAGAGAACGUAGCCUUCUCUACAACCAUUCAUAUACAACGUUUCAUUUAUUAACUCAACAUGGCACUAUACAGUCAUAUAUUUAAUUAUGACUAUUGUUUUAGACAUAUCCUGAAAAAUAUAUAUUAAAGGAGAAGGAGAGGUCUUUUUACUUGGGGGUGCCAAAAGUUAUGCACCCCCUAGUGAUCGCAUUUACUUAACUGAAACCUCGGACUGGUGCUCCUAUCAGAAGAAAACUGCACCGGCCCAGGAUUCUUCCAGCGAGCACCACAGAGCGAAUGUCUUUUCGUUUCUUAUUUUUCUUGCGGCUGCGUAUGUGCAUUAGAGCGAAAGGCCAAACUUUAAGAAAAAAGCCGGCUAUUUCGUUCUACUGCGUAUGCGUCUGCCCUGGGAAAUUUGAACAAAGAAGAAACCAGAACAAGAUCGCUCAGUGGUGCUGGCUGGAAGAAUCCCGGGGUUUCAGGUAAGUAAAUGAGAUCACUUGGGGAAGCAUAACUUUUGGCACCCCCAAGUAAAAAGACCUUUUCUUCUCCUUUAAGAGAAAACCGAACUUUGGGCUUCUACGGACGGGAAUGCUGGUCGUUCAGCUGAAACUAUAAGGCUGCAGACACACACAACUUCUUGUCAAAAUAGACAAUAGUGAUAAUUGGCUUUGCUAAGAUACUACGGUGCAAAUUUAUUAGGAACAGUUCAGUAUAAAAAUAAAAAGUGGGUAAAUAGAUAGCCUGUGCAAAAUAAAAAAAUGUUUCUAAUAUAGUUAGUUAUCAGAGACUUGAGUGGGGGCCAC